Molecule: messenger RNA, 546 nt
Organism: Pocillopora damicornis (cauliflower coral)
Lineage: Eukaryota; Metazoa; Cnidaria; Anthozoa; Scleractinia; Pocilloporidae
Product: transmembrane prolyl 4-hydroxylase-like
Biological process (GO): peptidyl-proline hydroxylation to 4-hydroxy-L-proline
Cellular component (GO): endoplasmic reticulum
Molecular function (GO): L-ascorbic acid binding; procollagen-proline 4-dioxygenase activity; iron ion binding
Source: RefSeq, a predicted model, not a curated record
UAAACAAUGACCUUGUUUAGUCUUCGAUGGAAGUUUUGUCUCCUUUGCUCACUUUUAGCUUUGUCAGCUUACUGCGAAAAGAAGCCCAGUAAUCGAACAUAUAACGUUUGUAGGUUUGUACGGGAGGGGCAAAGAUGCGAUUACAAAAAGUUUGAUUCAAGCGGAGAUGAACCAUGCGUUAUCGGAAGGAAGGCUGGUUUGACAAGAAUAAAUGGCGUUAAAGUUGGUCACGUUGAAGAUGUUGAUCUUGGUGAUAUUGUGAGAAAGCGGAUUACAAAAGCUAUGAGGCCUCUUUUGUUUGAAAUUCCCAAUUUUCUGUCUGAGGAAGAGUGUGGCCACAUGGUUAAUCUUGCGGAAAGAGAACGCUUUGUUACCAGUACAGCUAAGGGAGGACUACAGUCCUGGAGUGAAUUUGAAAUCCCUGACAUCAGAAGUAAGAUACGAGCCAGUGAUUUCAAAGGGAACAGAGGAGUUGCAUUUGACUGUAUUUUUAGCUAAACUCACCGUGCAACUGCAAUGUAACUUGACCUUAUUGAUAACUGAUGC